GUUUUGUUCACCAUCAUGCAGACGGAUGACAGAGGUGUGUCAUUGUGGUGCGAGGAAACAGAAGAGGACUACCAAAGUCAGAGCACCAAAAGAGCAUCGGAGUCGAGAGGCCUCGGGGUUCCACUGCGAGCCGCCUGGGACCCGUCUGUGUCGGGGAGGCGUGUGAUCCAGAGACUGCUUCACGUGGAGGAACGAUACGCGCCCACGCAGCUCUACGUUACUCUGAUUCAGCAGGAGCCCGAAAGACGCGAGGAGCUGGCCAAGUGGACACUGGAGGUGUGCUACGAUUGCGGCUGCGACGAGGCCGUGUUCCCUCUAUCCGUUUCCCUGAUGGACAGGUUCCUGUCGGCUACGUUGUCCACGCCCGCCUCGCCGUAUUGCCUGGCGGCAGCCUGCAUGCUCAUUGCCUCAAAGCUGAGCGAGUGUGAGAACAUCACCUCGGAUGCCCUCUGCGCCGCCGCCGAGUACAACUUCCUGCCCGCCAAUCUUCGGGAGAUGGAGCGGGUGGUCCUGGCCACCCUGCGCUGGGACACGGCGGCCGUGACGCCCCAGGACUUCCUGCCGCACUUCCUGGCAUCACUUGAGGAGAGAAGCGGGCAGGACAGCGCCACCUUGAGGCGACACAGCGACACGCUGGCAGCCAUGUGCGCGUGCGACUCGCGCUUCCUCGGGGCGCCGCCCUCCCUGGUGGCUGCCGCUUCUCUCAACUGCGCUAUGCGGGGCCUGGGACACAGGGGGCGCUCUCGGCUCCACCUGCUCAGCUUGACGCUGGCCGAGCUGUGCCAGGCUGACCUGGUGGUGCUGCAGUACUACAGUGAGAUGAUCGAGCGCACCCUCCGCCAGCGCCUCAGCAGCGGGCCGGCAGACAAAGGCGACGAGCUCGAGGACGAAAGAGCCGGCACACCCACCGACAUGAGAGAAAUCGAUUUUUAAAGCCCAGUCGGUGGCCAAAUUGCAAGUGCAGACCAAUCAAAUGUUGUCGUCAUCAGUCAAACUGAUAUAAAUUAUGACCUCCACAAAGCAUAUUUUUAUAUAGUGAAGGGAAGAGCUAGUUGUGCUGUUAAUUUAUUUUUUCCAUUAUUUAUUUGCCAGACAUUUUAAAAAAUGUGUUCCUUGUGCCAUAUUAUAUCUAUUUCUAUUAAUUUUAUUGUAGGCCCGUUAUGUAUGUUUAUUCUUCUUUUCAUAUUUAUACCAUUUAUUUAUUUAUCUUGUGCAAUUGUUUACCUUUAAUGUUAAUUUAUUCAAUAUGCUAUACUUAUAAGUUGUUUUUACUGUACUGAACAAACUACUUAAAUGAAGAAAUCUAUUUUUGGAAACAAUU
Molecule: messenger RNA, 1321 nt
Organism: Hippocampus comes (tiger tail seahorse)
Lineage: Eukaryota; Metazoa; Chordata; Actinopteri; Syngnathiformes; Syngnathidae
Gene: ccndx
Product: cyclin Dx
Exons: 4
Coding region: 16-933 (305 amino acids)
Source: RefSeq, a predicted model, not a curated record